This is a messenger RNA of Rhipicephalus microplus (southern cattle tick), 2555 nucleotides long. RefSeq lists its product as uncharacterized. Lineage: Eukaryota; Metazoa; Arthropoda; Arachnida; Ixodida; Ixodidae. The record is from RefSeq and is a predicted model, not a curated record. Gene Ontology annotation, molecular function: protein binding.
CUGCCGAGGCAACGCAGAAGAGGUACUCCGGCUAUGCUAGCAUCUAUGCUUGAGACGACAAAGUUCGGCACAAAGCUCAAGGGGCUCGUCAUUCCUGACAAGCCCAAGGCACCCGCGACGGUGGCCAAGACGCUGCCAGUGAUUGUGAGUAACUCCGUUGUGCCAUCUUCAAACAAAAUGGUCCCUGCCAUGGACGACUGCAAGAUAAGAAGGGACAGCAAACACUCUCCACCGUCGCCGAAACACACUACCUUGCUUGCCGAUCCCCCGUGGAAGACAAAGGAGGUGUCUGAGGUGCCCAAAUACUCACCUGCGUUCAAGCGCCGAUCUCUUCAGGUGUCGAAGUCGUGCGAUGUUUCUCCAGUGCGUGGCAGCUCCCAGAAUGGUUUCCAAGUUUUCUCUUUCGCACAUGCCACCUACGAUGACAAGAACGCCGAGUCGGCGAAGGUGUCGAGGCAAAGCAGCGUGAAAAGUGUUUCGUCCACCGAUUCUCGGAGUGAUCAAAAGACAAUCACGAAUGGUUACGAUGGGUUCAGUGCGAAGUACAACUCCGAGCGGAGAAGUUCCGCUGAAAUUCAACGGAAAAAUUCCCUCGGCUCCGUGGACGCUGUAAUUCAGGAGGCAAAAGCACAAACAACUAGCGUGGCGGGCAGCGCUCCUCAAGUACAGCGAUUAGCCUCGACCGAAACAAAGUGCGAUGAAAGCAGGAAGGCUUCGAGGACGUGGGAUGCCCCUUCGCUGAAGGAUGCCAAGACAAAGUACCGCUCCAUGGACGACCGUAGUUGGAACUCGCAGUUCAGGCAAAACUCUUGCGAACAGCCGGUCUACUCGGCGAGAGUCAACAGAAAACGGUGCUUCAAAAAAUCAAUCGACAGCGCAGACAGUGCCAAGAGUUUCAAAGCAUUGGCUCAAAAGUGGGAACAGAGGUCUCAGGACGCGCAAGGGGGUGCUCCACAAGCACUGAGGAAAGACAUGGUUGUUUCAAAUGGCAAGAGUCACCCGCCAGUUGCUCCCAAGCCUAACGAAUAUAAUAGGCAGAGCCAGUACAUCGUUGCCAACGGAAAGGCGUCCCCGUCCACAUCAGCUGAUUACCCUCCUCCUGUGCAACUACGCUCCCAGAGGUAUCCGCUUGCGAGGCCUGCAUCGAUGUUCGAGGAAAGGGACAAACCACGCCUGAGCACUGAUUGGCCAGAGUCACAUCCUUCGUCUUAUCUUCGAACCAAGGUGGACAGGCCCUCACCUAGCGUAGCAUACAGAAGCAGCAAGAACUGCUCGCCUUCGCUUAGCGUAAACGACAUCAAGAAGGCCUUCGAGAACGAAUCAGCAAAGGUGCCACCGAGAACGCUGGCUUCUCUACGAGCCAUAAGGUCCGAACAACAACUUCCCCUUCCCGAGCACCGACGGUUCUCAUCGAUCGACUCGAACGACUCGGGAAACAGCACGGCAUCGAGGGAACAGUACUCCUCCAUGACGUCCCUGGCCUCCACGAGCAGUCUCAUUUCGCCCCAGGAACUUCAGCAACUUAUCGACGAGGCAAACCAAUCGCUGGACGAAGCUGGCGCCUCUGGACAUGACAUUCACGUGGUCAUCCUCCACAAGGACUCGCCAACGAGCGGAGUUGGGGUCACCCUUGCGGGUGGCUCCGACUACGAAACAAAAGAAAUUACGGUCCACAAAGUGAUUGCCGGAGGCCUGGCUGACCGGGAUGGACGAAUAAGGAAAGCGGACCGAAUCCUCUCCAUUAACGGCAAGACGAUGAAGAACGUGACGCACAAGGACGCGAUCGACAUCCUCAAGUCCCCGAGGCAGGAAGUGGUGCUGGUCAUCUCGCGGGACGGCCGCAGUCCCUGAGGACGACGCCCAACAUCAGUCGAGCCUCGAGCCUCUCUUCCGUCCUCUGACGUGGUUGACGAGCCUGAGGUCUCCGCCUCUGCGUCGCCUGUGACCGAGGCCCAACGGAGCCCCACGCCUGCUAAGCACGAGCAAAUCGCCCUUGUGAAGGACGGACUUGGCUUGGGAUUCACCCUGGAAGGUGGCAAAGAUUCUCCACUCGGAGACAAGCCUCUAGUCGUCAAGAGGAUCUUCAGAGGUGGCGCUGCCGAGCGGGACGGGCGCCUCCUGGUGGGCGAUGAACUUGUCUCCAUCAACGCUCAACCCGUGUGCCUGAUGACGCGUACCGAGGCCUGGAAUUUCCUCAAGAAGCUGCCCGACGGACCGCUCACCCUGCAAGUCGUCCGCCGCGCCUGUUAAACGACGAGCGCGUGUGUUGAGCGCGCUGCCAACUUGUACAAAACGUGACUUGGUUUUUUUUUCUACGUUGCGGUGGUGUGCCUCGUCACAGCAAAAAAGAACUUACGUCGCCCACUUGUUCUGCAAGAGACGUGCUCCGACACAGCAGGCUGCCACAUUGAAAUAAAUGUGAGACAAUGAGCUCUAGCCAGCCUGGUCCACAAGAACACGCCGUGUCUUCAACGCAAGUGCUACUGGAACAGCGAAGGCACGAACUGCUCGCGCCUCUGUAUACGAGACCGAACAAUGUUUCGGUUUGUUGUUAA